This is a messenger RNA of Eupeodes corollae, 5968 nucleotides long. RefSeq names its product zinc finger protein 501-like. The transcript has 11 exons. The record is from RefSeq and is a predicted model, not a curated record. Gene Ontology annotation, biological process: regulation of transcription by RNA polymerase II. Gene Ontology annotation, molecular function: RNA polymerase II cis-regulatory region sequence-specific DNA binding; DNA-binding transcription factor activity, RNA polymerase II-specific. NCBI's taxonomy places the organism in Eukaryota, Metazoa, Arthropoda, Insecta, Diptera, Syrphidae. The coding region runs from base 450 to 2372 and encodes 640 amino acids. Gene Ontology annotation, cellular component: PcG protein complex; nucleus; transcription regulator complex.
AAAUGUCUUUUUUGAAUCAGAUUCAGAAUUCCCUCACCGAGGCGGACUCGCGAACCAAAAAAAAAAAGUUCAACAUUUUCCUCAAUUUCCAAACAAUAAACUUUUAAUCUCCUUUUCGCAUUUGCAUAAGACAAAAGUUCAAAACAUACAAAAACCUAAAAACAAUAUUACGAAUUUCGCAAACUCCGCGAAGUGCCGCAAAUGAACGCCACCCAUUUGCAAGUAAAUUAAUUCGAAGCAAAUAAGAAAGCCUUUUCCAUCCGAUUCGAUCUGAGAGUGUUUCGUUAUUGUUUUGUCAAAAAGUUAAAAAAAAAGAAAAAAAAAAAAGAAAUCAUUUUCGUUUCGAGACAGGAGGACAAAAAUAAGAACUACAAAACCAAAACCAAGAAUUAAACUCCCACCGCGGCGGAGAGCCUCGAUGUGGUAUUAUUAUUUUGGUCACCGAGGCCAUGGAGAGUAUCUGCAGAUUAUGUUUUCAACCAGCAGCGUUGUUUCAGGUUCCUGGCUAUAAUCUUCCAACUUGUGCCAAAUGUUCGGAGCAUUUGACCACAAAUGGUCUAACUGGUAUAACAGCGAAUUUUUAUCAAACAAUUAGACAAGAUUUACCAACUACUACAACUACAGUUGCAAAUAAUACAUCCUCAACGACUAAUGGUGGUGGCGGGACCACAAUACAAGUCCAACAAAUAACCCAACAGCAACAACAGCAGCAGCAACAGCAACAGCAGCAGCAACAACAACAGCAACAACAAACAGCAGCAAGCUCAUCACCAGACGACGAUAUAAAUAGCCAACAACUAAGUGGUUCUAUGUCCAAUCAAAACGGCGGCGUGAAAAAAACCGAAACAAUGUCAUUUGAUUUGGAGAAGACCAUUCAGACCAUAGACGUCGAUCUUCUGUUCAACGAAGAAGGAACUUGUCCGCUUUGCUCGAAAACGUUCUCAAGAAAAUCAUCUCUGCUAACUCAUAUACGAAAUCACUCGGCUGAGAGGAAAUUUAUUUGCUCAUUUUGUCACAAAGGCUUUACACAAGCGGCAAAUUUGCGAAAUCAUGAGCGCAUACACACAAAUGAUAGACCCUAUGUCUGCAUUGAUUGUGGCAAGACUUUUACACAGAUAACUAAUUUGAAUAAUCACCGUCGAUUGCACACGGGAGAGCGGCCAUUUGUAUGCAUUGAAUCAGAAUGCGGACGGUCUUUUGCGCAAGUCACAAAUCUAAACAAUCACAUGAAGACCCAUCACAAAGUACAGCAAUACUGCUGCAAUCAAUGUUCGAAGAAAUUUACCCAAGUGACGUCACUUAAUCAGCACCUUCAAGCUCACGCCGGCAUAACAGGCUAUUAUUGCCCUCGAUGUCCAGAAAAAACUUUCAAACAGCAAUCCCAACUGCAUACGCACAUGAAAUCGCACGGUCUGGCCUUCCCAUACGAAUGCCAGAAGUGCGAUGAGAAAUUCUUGCAACAAGCACACCUCGACCAACACAACAAAAUGCAUGAUGAAUUUAAAUUCAAGUGUGACAUGUGUCCGAGCUCCUUUAAUCAAGAGGUGCUCCUUAAAAAGCAUGUCCAGCGACACAUCGAAGGAAGGUACAUUACAUGUCCGGUAGCUAAUUGUAACCAAGCAUUCGCCGUUAAACAACACUUAUCGAAACAUCUUCUUACUCGCCAUUCUCACAGUGAACUGCCGCCGCCUAAGCGUUCUAAAAAGCAGCACCACAAUCAGCUCCAUCAGCCCGUACAAAUGAUUGGGCAGCCACUGUCAAUACAACACCACACACCCGGGCAGCGUAUGCGAGGUCGCCCACCCAAAAAGAAGAACCAACAGCAGCAGCAGCAAUUAAAUCAUUCAAACGUUCAAACAAUUAAGAUCGAAUUGCCAUCACAGUUGCAGGAUCAUGUUGGAGGAGGCGGUGGUGGUGCAACAAUACAAUUUAAUCAUAUGCAAUCACAACAGCAACAACAACAACAAGUAGCUGUUGGCGGCAACCAAGUCAAAACAACAGUCGUGCAACAGGCAGCUUUGAUCAACAACAAUACAACAAAUGGUAAUGACCGACAUCAACAACAACAACAACAAGAACAAGACCAACACGAGACACAAGUCGAAAGCGGCGAUGAUCUUAAAUGCCAAGAUUGCGGUGUAUUAUUUACAAAUGAAAACGAACUGAGGGAGCAUAUAUUCUACAAACAUCCCGAGCGGAGAUUCAUGCAGGCUAUUUUAGAAGAGAACAGAUAUCUAAUGAGAAUGCAACCCCAACAAACUUACCUAUGCAAUCUGUGCUGCAAUGUAUUUAAAAGUCAUUUAGCCUUAGUGCGUCAUACAGCCAAGUUUCAUGGACAACUAAUUGUAAAUUCUUCUAAAUCCGAAUAUUAAACUUUUAAUUUAGUGUGUGAUUUGAUUUUACAAAGUAUUUUAUUUUUUUUUUAAUCUAUAUUUAAGUUUAAAACAAAACAAAAUAUAAAAAUGUUAAAUAUAUUUUUUUGCACAAAUAAGAAAAAUGUUUAAAUAACAUUCUAAACAAAGAAAAGAAAGAAGAUAUUUUCAGUUCUAAACUGAUUUACCGAUUUUUGAAAAUAAUAAAUAUUUAAAUUAUAAUUAUUGGGCAUAUCUCAAAAAAGAACAAAGUAAAAAUGUAUAAAUAUUCUAUGUUGUUCUUGAGGAUUGUUAAUUUACAUUUUUAUUAUAUUUUCAAUAUAAAUUUUAUAAUAACAGCCCAACACUUGAGGUUGUAACCGGAACAUACAAAUUACUAUGAAACUAAAAAUAUUUAAAAUAAAUUGUACACAUUUUAAACAUUAACGAAUAUUUAUGUUUUUUAGGAACAUAUUUUAAUUUUGAGUUGCUUUAGUUAUUUCAAACAAUAUGUUUUCUUUUUGUAUCAGAAAUAAGUCUGUUGUAAAAUGACCUUGACAAGCAGAAAAUGCCAUAAAAUUUAUGGCAUUUUCGUAAAUGUAUGUUUUUCUUUUGGAUAUGAUUUUUGUCUUAAAGUUUUAUGUAGUAAUACUCUCCUAAAUCCAUUACAAAAUUGUGCUUGUACUCCUUAAAUUUUAACAAUUGUGUCACAAGAAGUUGCAUUUGUUUUUCUUUUAUAAGGUGUUGACAUACAAUCUGACCUUAAAAUCGUUCAUAGGAAAAUGUUAAGUUGAAAUCGUUUUAAUAUUUUGGAAUAUUUGAGAAAACUAAAAAUAAAAUAAAAUAAAUAAUCAAAUUGUUCAAGAGACGUGAAGAUUUUUCAACAGAAAAUUGAAUUUGAUAUAUAAUUAAAUCUCAAACACACCAAAUAAUGUUUUCAAGUUAUAACUGAUGUAAAUUCUAUAAAAAUCAAACUUUGCUAUUUACCUAUUUCUGCCUAUUGCCUAUGUAGGUAGACGUAUACAUUCUUAAGAUGACAGGAAUGUACAUUUUGGUCCUUGGCUUACAAAUUUGUUUAAACGGAUUUAACAUUCUACCACAGCUAUCUGGAAUAGAUUGGCUUCAUAAGGGGAGAUUUUAUAGUUGGUUUAUGAGGUUCUAACAUUAUAAUAAUGUCAAAAGUAUCCCUUUGAAUUCUGUUCCUAACAGACUUAGGAUCUCAUUUUUGCAGACAAAAUUAAUGGCGUUUACAAAUACCUCGAAUGCGAAAUAUAUCGGGAAAAAAUUAACUUUCGAUAGAAGUCAUUUCGCAGAAAAUGUCUGACCAACUCAAAAUGAUUAACGAAAAGAUGUGUAUAUUUUUAUGAUGAUUCCGAAAUCAUAAUGUUUUCAGGAUUGUUAAAGAAUUUAUUGAAUUAUACCUUUGAUAGACCUGAGUAUCAUUUUGCUGAAAAUGCCAGACCAACUCAAAAAUGAUUAACGAAAAGAUGGUUAUGUUUAUAUGAUGAUUCUGAAGUCAUAAUGUUUACAGGCUCGUUAAAGAAUUUAUUGAAUUUAACUUAAAGAUUGCAAUCAUUUGAAUGUAAUCAAUUAAUUGCAAUCUUUAUAUUGAAGUAAAAAAAAAGUGUAUUCCCAAAAGAUUGCAUUUUGUUACACACUUCAGUUGACAUGAAGCUUAACAAUGUUGAUUCGUUGACAUGAAGCUUAACAAUGUUGAUUCGUUCAUUAAAAAGAUUGUUAGUUAUUUGCUUGCUUAGCUUUUCUUUUAUUUAACCAAAUUUGACUAAAAACUAUCAAUAAUCUUUUUAUUUGGUUGUGUUAUAAAACCAUUUUCAUUAGAACAACAUUCAAAAAGUUUGUCUUAAAUGUACAGCAUUUAUUUUGAAAUAUUUUACUUGCUCGUUUAGGUUAAGAAGAAGACGUUUAGGACGUUUAAAUUCUUUCAAGCUUCAAGUAAUAUACAUACAUAUGUAUGUAUUAACUAUUUUAAUUACUUAUUAAAGAAAAACUCUUUGAAGGCUUUCAUAUUUAAAACGAAUCCUGAUUGACAGUUGAAAGCUUUGUUAUAUUCAGUCAGUAUUGAAAUACAAACGGUAUCUUCUGUGAUCACUGCUUUCAUAAUUAAAACGAAUUUUGAUUGACAGUUGAAAGAUUUUGAUAUAUUGGUCAGUAUUGAAAUACUAAAUAGCACCUAAUUAAUUCUUCCUGUGCCUUUUUCAAUUGCUUGUUUGGAAGGGUUUUAAAUGAUGAAUGCAUAAAACAAAAAAAAUAUUCAAAUUUGAGGAAAAACAAUUCAAAUUAACUAACUACCUUAUAUAGGGCAUUGUUUAGUUUUGAAAAAUUUGCAUCGUUAAAAGCGUCUUAAAAAUAUAUGAACUGUCACCUUAUCGCUUUUUAAUAUGUGCAAUUAUGACAUAAAUUCCUAAAAAAUUAGUUGUUAACACAAAAGUAUUGAGCAAUCUUUAUUUCUUAAGUUGAAUUCUUGAUGCAAGUGUUCAGUGAUAUAUCCUUAUUUAACGGUAUAGUAUGCACUGACUUUUGAUCUUAUCAAGUAUCAAGAAAAGUAUUCUCAGAAAAGUAUUAUCAGUCAUUAACAUUUUCAUCUACCAGAAUUUUGCUCAUACAAACAUUCGGUACCCUUGUUUUAAUUGAAUUGUAAGUUGUUCAAUUUUUCUCACAAUUAUACUUAUUUCUGCAAAGUGUAGCCUUUUUUUUAAAAAAAACAUUUGCAGAUGUAAAAAUUGGAAUUUUGUGAUUGAAAAAUAAUGAUUUUUUAUAUUUCAUGAAAAACCAAAAACAAUUGACAAGUAAGAGCAAGAUUACGAAACUGAUGUCCAAAAAAAUUGAAAAUACUUUUUAUUAAGUUAAAGAUUUGAGUUUUGUGUUCUUCAAAAUAAUUUUUAGAAGAAUUUUUCUCCUUUUCGAAAAAAAAAAACACAUUUAUCUUUUGUAAAUUUACAUAGGUACCUUAUUCGUAGUAGCUUCUUUUUCCAAGUUGGUGCCAUUGAAUCGAAUCUCUAUAAGGAACAUUACUUACAAUGCAAACGAACUGUUAUUUCCAAAUACUGACUAUGUUAUGAACUCCAAACAUUUUCGAUUUAGGUCGUGCUUCAAACCUAAUUUGAAAAAUAUGUUUUGGACGCAAACAAGGGUAUUUUUUUUCUAUAAAAUAAUUGACGCAGGUACACUUCAAGUACAUAAUUAUAAUAAAUAUUUUCAUUAUGUGAUUUGCUUCCUACGCGGGGUUCUAAAAAAAACUUAAGUUAUGACACAGUCUAAUAAUUAAUAUUGCACUUAAAUAUCAGCCUUCAAAAUAAUUAAUACAAAUUUUUAAUAAAACAAAUAUUUAAUAUUUAAAUUUUAAAACAAUUUUCAAUGAGCUUGAAGAGUUGCAACGUGAAUUUUAAAAGGAAAACAAUUCGACGAUGGAAUAAAAGAAAACAUAAAAGUAGGAAAAUCAAGCAAUAUUCGUUCCUAAAAAAAUACAAAGCAAAAACUUCUAAAUUUUUAAACAGAAAAGAAAUUUUACACCUCAUAUGGCAAUGAUCCGAAAGGAAAAAAAAAUACCUCUGCAAUAAAAUCGAGUAAGAAAAAUCUAUUAAUCCUUUAUUUUAUUU